Molecule: messenger RNA, 654 nt
Organism: Fusarium odoratissimum NRRL 54006
Lineage: Eukaryota; Fungi; Ascomycota; Sordariomycetes; Hypocreales; Nectriaceae
Exons: 1
Coding region: 1-654 (217 amino acids)
Molecular function (GO): hydro-lyase activity
Source: RefSeq, a predicted model, not a curated record
AUGUCCCGUCAGGCCGCGUGGUUGCGUCAGUCACGAGAAAGGAUGGCAAGUCUAUAUAUGCCGACUUUUGUUAACGUCUCUACUUAUCAGAUAGCGAAAGGGUUAUCUGUGGCAAUCUCCUCUCGCGAUUCUGAUAUUUCCGUCGACCUGACAUUCGCUGGCGCUGUGAUAGCAUCGGUAGAUACCACUCAGCUGGGUCUUGAGGUUAAGCCAAGCAAUGCAAACAAAUUUAUCAGAAUUCAACGAGAGAUCAAGGCAUUUCUUGGCGAUAGGGCAAAGUACGGCCCCAACGAACUAUACGCGAUGCUCUUCUUCGAGGAAGAGGAAAACGGCAAAGGCUCGGGAUGGAUCGUCCAGAAGAGCAUCAACGUCUACGGCGACGGACAGAUCGACCGGUCUCCCUGUGGUUCUGGAACUUGCGGAAGGAUGGCUAUUCUACUGACUGAAGGUCGACUCCGAGAGAACUCGAAACUCUUGCACCACUCUAUCAUCAGGUCAGCCUUCGAGGCUGAGAUAGUGUCCAAGGGUCAGAGUCCAGUCGAGGGGUUUCCUGCCUGUGUUGUGCGCGUGAGAGGCCAGGCGUAUCUUGUUGCAGAAACGCGGUUUUUUAUCAACGCCGAAGAUCCAGUCGCUCCGGGCUUUGUCUUGCGUUAG